AUGUCAGAAAACACAAUUAGUAGCUUUGUUGUGUUAUUCACUGCUCAAAAGACAAAAAAGUUCAAGACAUGGCAAGAUGGAACAAUGAAAUACCACAGCUUCAACAAGAGGCUGACACUCACAGAUGAAAAAGGUUACAACAUUGACAGAAAGUUCCACAAGGGAGGCGUACCCAGUGUUGGCGAUGAGAUCGACUUUGAUAGCCAUAUCGUAACAAUUGAGUCACUCGAAGCAAUUGAGGUGGCCAACAAUACACAUCAACAAACCAUCCCAGUGCAUAGGGCGCCCCAUGUUAUGCCAGCGAGACACCUUCCUGAUCCACCGCCUCAAGAACGUACACCUUCACCAUCCGCAUCAGCCGCUGUAUCAGCCACGGUCAUUCCCUCUCGAUACAACCCACAGCCUAUGCGAGUCUCCCAGUACAAACCUCCAUCCACCAUCCCUCGAAAGAGAAUGAUUAAACCAGAUCCAGAAGAGAUGGGGGAAGAUGAUCAUAGCAUGGAGAUGUCUGAGUCAGAGCCAUCUACUAGAUCAAUGCAGCCAUCAGUACAACCAGCAGCGAUCUACGUGGAGCCGUCGACUCAGCAGGAACUGGAAUUAACUACACUUAUUGAGCCUGAGCCAGUUCAGCCAUUACUGCCGACUCCUGUGGCUCAACCACCUUCAAUACAGCAAGAACGACAGGCUUCCACAUUGAAUAUACCCCCUUUUGUUCCUCCUGUACAAAAUGAAGCGCCACAACCGGUAGAGCAACCCACAGCAACUGCAUCAUCCUCUAGUUCACCGCCUGCUAAAAAGAGGGUUCGAGUGGGGUUAUCUAAAAAGACAUCUACGCCCCUUCAUCAAGUGAGCCUACCUGCGCCUGGCACAUCGUCCUAUACCCCACUUACCAACGCCCAUAGACCUACAGCCACGCCGACACCGUCAUCAUCGUCAUUUACAAAAGCAUCCAACAUUGAGACUAUUAAUACUAUGAAUGCUGAGGCAACGAGCAGUAAUGCAACCUCAGCAUCGUUCAGCUUCACACCUCCCCAGCAGGGAGACAGCAGCAGUAGCCAUGGAGAGCUCAGCACCACAAAGCCUUUCAAGAGCCCAUUUACCGAGGGAAACUAUACCUCUCUCGUUUUACAGUUUCCCAACAGCAAAAAAGCUCUGUCGAUUAUCAAGUCCAAAAACUAUCCCAAGCGCUCCAAAGUAGUACCUGUCAAGUUCAACAACCCAACCUUGUACAAAGAGACGUUUCGAAAGAUUAUUCACGAGCAUCUGGAUGUUUUACUGCUCAAUUUUGGCAUGUUCUUUUACGCCAUGUAUGAAAGAUUUGGCAAAAACAAACAAUGCGCAGACCUGGAGCGUGUGCUUCGGUCCAAAGGCAUUGGCAUCUAUGUGGAGUGUGAGUUGAAGGGAGACUUACGGUACAGCGAUAAACGGUUUCGGCUGAUGAUCAAGAGUGGCAGUCGAGAGCAUUACACAAAGUACAACAAGGACGAUUUAUGGGCCAUUUCUAAAGUCUCUACCUUUGAGUCCAGCCAGACGUUUCUUGCCAGAAGCACGUAUUUCGGCCCCUUUUCUGAUGGGGCCUUGGAGGUGGAGUGCAUGUCUUCCCGUGAUGUGCGUGUGGCCACCAAAGUCUUGCAGGAGAGUCAACAUGCGGUGUAUGCGAUUCGAACAAUAUCAGCAAGUCAAGAGUGUAUGAUGCUGGAUACCUUGGACGACAAGUUGGAGCAGCUGCCUUUGCUUCCGUAUCUAUUGGCACAGGGCGACAGUAAAAAGAGCAAAAAGAAAAUGGUGGCACCAUUGCCCACAUUGGACUGUAUUCAGUUGACGCGUCAAGACACUAUCGAUGUAGAGGCAAAACUGGUGGAAUACAUUGAAUUGUAUCGAUUGAAUCCAGACCAGGAGAGUGUCCUGCGUCAAGUAGCGAGGUCUGUGAUUAAAUGCCCUGGAUGGAAUGACACUCCAGAGAACCCAGUGGUACUGGUUCACGGUGUAUACGGAUCAGGCAAAAGUUUCCUCGCAGCUGUGGUUAUCAUGUUUAUACAAGACAUUAUCGAUACCGCAAAUGCGCGCAGAGAGCCUGAUGAUGCGAUUCAGUUCAAGAUACUGGUAACUUCCAUGACUAAUGUUGCUGUGGAUCGCAUCUUGCAAACUUUAUUGAAGCUUGGAUUUGACCAGUUUAUUCGUAUCGGAAGCAUGAAGAAGAUUGCCAAGCAUCUGCUGCCAUAUACGUCUAAAGCCAGAGUGUCUAGUAACGAAGAGCUGAAAGAGCUGGAGCAGAUGCUGGACGAUCCACUCAACUCUGAAGAAGACACCGACAACAUUUCCACCGCCAUCCAACGGUUCCGUAAAGCCGAAAGUGUGAAUCAGCUGCAAACCGUCAAUGUGAUUGGCACCACCUUUAUGUCCUCCGCAUUUGAUGUCUUUGCUGGCAUGAAGUUUCCUCUUGUGUUGGUAGAUGAAGCAUCUCAAUUGAUGGAGCCUUUGACUUUGGUGCCUUUAGCAAGAUUUUCUUGUCAUCGACUGAUUCUGAUUGGAGAUCCUUUGCAGUUACCACCAACACUCGCCACACAUGCCCAAGAUGGAAAAGUAGGAAAAGGGCUUGACAAGACCUUGUUCAACCGUCUGAUUGAAUUAGGAUAUGAGUCUGUCAUGUUGCGAACGCAAUACAGAUGUCACCCUCGCAUUUCUGGAAUCAGCAACAGCUUGUUUUACGAGAGGAGAUUGAUCAAUGGAGUUACAGAUCAAGAUAGAAAGCCGCUGAUUGAGGGGCUUCCGACUUUGCUGUUUGUGGAUGUGGGAGGCAUGGAACAAAAAUCACUGAGAAGCAACUCCUAUUGGAACGAUACCGAGAUUGCCAUUGCUUCACAUAUAUUACAAACCAUGAUUUCAUUUGACAUUUCAUCCAAAGACCUCGGUGUUAUUUCCUUGUAUAAAGAGCAAGCGGAUAAACUCUCUCAACAUCUUGGUAUGAAUACAGCCUCAGAUACAGCCACUGCCAUGAAGAGCAUCCAAAUAUCCACAGUAGAUGCAUUUCAGGGAGGAGAAAAGGAUGUCAUUAUACUGUCCACAGUGCGGUCCAGUGAGAGUCAGUUUAUGGACAAUCAACCUCGUGUGAAUGUCGCCUUGACGCGUGCCAAACGCCAUUUGAUCAUCUUGGGCAAUCGAAAUGUGUUUAGGAUGAAUGAGCUGUGGUCUAAAGUGCUAUGGGAUUGUCAAGAACACUGUGUAAACGAGAAUGGGUUAAGGUCUUUAUUAGCAAAUAUCGAUAAUAAAAUGAACUCAUAA
Messenger RNA from Mucor velutinosus, 3282 nucleotides. Its product is annotated as W2 domain-containing protein. The record is from RefSeq and is a predicted model, not a curated record. The transcript has 14 exons. The coding region runs from base 1 to 3282 and encodes 1093 amino acids. Gene Ontology annotation, molecular function: helicase activity. Lineage: Eukaryota; Fungi; Mucoromycota; Mucoromycetes; Mucorales; Mucoraceae.